This is a messenger RNA of Didymosphaeria variabile, 552 nucleotides long. RefSeq lists its product as uncharacterized. NCBI's taxonomy places the organism in Eukaryota, Fungi, Ascomycota, Dothideomycetes, Pleosporales, Didymosphaeriaceae. The record is from RefSeq and is a predicted model, not a curated record. The coding region runs from base 1 to 552 and encodes 183 amino acids. The transcript has a single exon.
AUGGACAGUUUGCCGAAUCUAUCGAGAGAAGGACAUCUGUUUCUUGAAAAGGCCAUCGAGCGACUCACGGCCUUUCAACAACCCAAACUAGACCGCGACGAUUUGCGGAACGACAGAAAUAUACUCAUCACUGUGAUGAAUCAUAUUCGAAAACUUGGGAAGAACGCUACGAACGCGCGAUGGUAUUGGCAGCACAAAAGAGGGAAGUGGAUUCCGUGUUACAUCUUGAUCGAGCCCCGAGCGGACAGUGUUGAAGAGGACCAAAAGGAGAAGGAUCGACUGCAACAGAAACCGAAGGAUGAUGAGGAGUUGAAUGAGAGCAAGAGCAAGACCAUGGAACAUAUGGAGGUUAUUACAACAGUAGACGCAAAAGGAUGCGCGAAUGUUGUUGCGAAGGUAGAUGCCAAAGAAAGCAUUAAGGUGGAGGUAAACGCUGCGACGACCAGGCCGGAGGAUGUUAGCCACGCUACGAACGAAGAAAGUGAAACGGUUACUGGCUCGGUCCAGAAGACGACCAUUGAGAUUCGCAUCAAGCGUGGACCAAUAUCAUAG